AUGGCCUCAGGACCAGACCACGAAAACCACUCCGAGGUUAAAGAGCUCCCAUUCCGCGCCAUCUCAGUUUCGACUAUAACUCCUGCCGAGGUGCAUGCCAUGUGGGUACAGGAGAUGCUGCUCUUCAAACGUGACAGGAUUUUUCCUAACAACGAGGCCGCGGCGUGGCGCAUUCAUCGAAUGCAGGCAUGGUAUUCCGAGGUGAACGGACGGCUCUACAAGCGAUCCUUCUCGCAACCUCUGCUGCGAUGCCUCGAGCCUGAUGAAGCGCAGGCGGUCUUGACCGAGGUCCACGAGGGAAUAUGCGGGGAGCAUAUUGCUGGUCGAACCUUGGCCUACAAAAUCCUUCGUCAAGGAUACUACUAG
This is a messenger RNA of Musa acuminata AAA Group (dessert banana), 366 nucleotides long. RefSeq lists its product as uncharacterized. Bases 1 to 366 code for a protein of 121 amino acids. The record is from RefSeq and is a predicted model, not a curated record. The transcript has a single exon. Lineage: Eukaryota; Viridiplantae; Streptophyta; Magnoliopsida; Zingiberales; Musaceae.